AUUUCCGUACUCUGGGUGGAUCUGAAGCACAGAACAGUUUUGUAGAUAUUUGUGAUGGCAUUGAGCAGCAUCAUGAACUGAAUCAGGAGACGAUCCAAAAUCAGCAGGCUGAUAUAGAGCCAUUCAAUGUCUCGCCUGCACCAGAUUUGACGGAGCAACCUUACUGGGGGAGUGCGUCGCCUGAGGUAGAAAAUCCGCAGGUCCAGUCAGAUAAUAUACCGCACAUAGAGCCACCAGCAGAGGUGCUAACAAAAAAGCAGCUUAAAAAGAAACAGAAAGCGAAGAAAAAAAAGCAGUUGCAACAGCUAGAGCAACAGGAAUUCGAACAGCAGCAGCAACAAGAAAGACAGCAACAAUUACUCGCAGAACUACCACCACAAGAAGCAGAACAAAACACUAACGAUCAGAGUCGCAAACGCAGAGCAUCAAAUCAUUCAGAAGAUGAAGAACGCAGAGUGAGACAGGAAUUGGUGGGCAGUGGCAGUUGUGCACUUGAAGAAGAGGAAGUCAAACCAGGUAAAGAGGAAUUGCAACAGCAAGCCGAGCAAAUAGCUGUGCAAUCACGCGCAAUCGAUGCACAAUCAUCGCAUCCAGCUAGUCGUCCUGGUGCAGCUAAUUUACCUGCAGAAUCGGCAGUUCAUGUCGCACCAACACCCCCACCACUGUCACUAUCAGAAAACACUAAGAGCCCUCUCACGAAUCUCUACUCAAAGUCUGCGUUUGCACCGUACGCUCACCUCUUUAGAACCCGUCAAAGUAAUAUAAACUUUCGUGUAGCUAAUAGCCUGGUUUCACAGGGAAGGCUCUUUAAAGUCUCCCCAGAAUCACUUUAUUGCGGUCUGGAAAUGCCAUAUUGGUUCGCGUAUGUCGCCAUUGAAAACAAUUCUUUGAUUGUAUACGCAAAACAUCAACAGAAUAUUCAGGCAGUCUGGCUCAUUCCUUUCACGAGUUUGAAAGGUGUCGGUACUUCAAGUUUCAAUGAUAGUAGUUAUGAAGAUACGGUUAUGCGCUUACAUAUCAAACUUGACACACCUGUAGCUGAAUAUAUUAAUGAGACAAAUGCAAAACGGCCUCUGAGAGUAUCUCAUGAUAUUCUUGCAUUUAGGAUAAAGUCACAUAAAUAUUUCAACUUCCGAGCAUUCGACAACUUCGUUAAUGAUAUACUGGAUUAUGCAGAAAGCGAACAUCUGAAUAUAUACAAGACAACGCAUAAACAAUUCUAUGAAGAUCUCGACUGGAGAUAUAAAAAUAGAAGUAAUAUUACUGUAAUGUAAUAGUUUCCUUA
Wallemia mellicola CBS 633.66 is the source of this 1285-nucleotide messenger RNA. RefSeq lists its product as hypothetical. The record is from RefSeq and is a predicted model, not a curated record. Bases 846 to 1274 code for a protein of 142 amino acids. The transcript is spliced from 3 exons. NCBI's taxonomy places the organism in Eukaryota, Fungi, Basidiomycota, Wallemiomycetes, Wallemiales, Wallemiaceae.